This is a messenger RNA of Mesorhabditis belari, 342 nucleotides long. The record is from the annotation of a GenBank genome assembly. NCBI's taxonomy places the organism in Eukaryota, Metazoa, Nematoda, Chromadorea, Rhabditida, Rhabditidae.
AUGGUUCAGGCUGUGAGGACCUCAUUGCUUCGACCAUACAUUUAUCAAGCUGCAAAGGAAAGAAAUGAUAUGCUCGACGAGGUGCUGUGGAAAGUGUGCGUCGAACGGAUCAAAAUCGAGCCACGAAUCGGUUGCGACGAUGGGGAGGACGUGAGCGAAUCGACGUCACUGAUCGAGGAUGUUGAUGUGAUGGUGAUUGACAAUGCGAAAAUUGAAAUGAGAAAAGAAAUGAAGAAACAAGAAUGGUUUGAGAUGAAAAGUGGCGACGAGAGAAAGAAAAGAAAUGAUAUGCUCGACGAGUUGCUGUGGAAAGUGUGCCUCGAACGGAUCAAAAUCGAGUCG